AUGGAUUAUCCGGUCUACGAGGAGCCGGUGUUGUAUCUCCGGAUCAUGAAAGCUACUGGCUUCGUCACAACUAUAAUUAAUGCUGGGACUUUAUUAUUAAUUUUCUUCGCAUCGUCGAAAAAGAUUGGGAAGUACCGAUAUUUUCUGUUGGCAUAUCAGAUAACUUCGGCGUCAUUUGAAUUCAUGCUCAAGAUAGCAAUGGUGGAAUUGUUUGUCCCAGCCCCUGUGUUACGUAUGCACCAGACGAUUAUGCCAAUCGAUGUAAAGAUCUGCGUGUUAGUCGCUCUCUAUGUGAUCUGCGCAAUGACGGUAGCGACAUCUCUUUGUAUAUGGUAUCGCCAUCGCCAAGUGCUUCCUCUAGGACACUGGGCACGCAUCGGGACUUUCGUGAUUGUAUGCACCAAAACCGAGCAUGGACAAGGAUUCAUACUGUCAAACUGGUUGGAGGCCCAUCCAGGUCACGAGGAGCUGCGGCUAAUCCCGGAUAUUUGGGUGGCUGAUGUGGCGUCGGUUCUCCCGUUGUUGGAGACGGACGCCUUAUCUGUGCUCUCCAUUACAAGUCUUGUCGUAUUUAUGAAAGUAUCUAUAUUGGGUACUAUUGUAUACGUGCACGCGUUCUUUAUGCUCCGUCAGGCGGCGUGCACAAUGAGCGAAAAAACUCGAAGACUUCACCGGAGACUGCUGAUUCUGUUGAUAAUUCAGAUGGGCAUCCCGAUGCUCACUCUAGCGUCUCCAUUCGUAGGCUUGGCUCUCGUCCUCCAUCAAAAUUGGCCUUUGCCGCAAGUGGCCAACCAUGCGGUUGCACUCGUCAUCGGAAGCCACGGUUGGACUUCAAGCAUGGCAAUUGUCUUAUUAACUGACUCCUAUCGUCAAUAUUUGUUUGGAAUAUUCAAAACGAGUCUGCCCAGGGCUUCAGUAGUGGCCCGCCCGGAGAAGCCGACAGCCAUAUACGAGGAGCCGGUGUUAUAUGUUAAAAUAACGGCGAUCACCGGAGUCUUGUCGACGCUCAUCAACAUCGGAACCUUCUACUUGAUCAUUUCCGCGAUGCCGAAGAGAAUGGGGCAAUAUCGCUACUUUGUGCUGAACCAUCAGGCUGUUGCUUCCGGAGCCGAGCUGUACCUAAAGGUCUGCAUGGUCGAGAUUUUUCAACCCGCGCCGGCAAUGCGCUUUCACGGCGCGCUGCAGUGGUCACGGUGUCGUCUCGAGUUUAUCGCUCGUUUUGUUGACGGAUUCAUAUCGACAAUAUCUAUCCGGAUUCAUGGGUGCCAGAAUACCCAGAUCGGA
Molecule: messenger RNA, 1284 nt
Organism: Mesorhabditis spiculigera
Lineage: Eukaryota; Metazoa; Nematoda; Chromadorea; Rhabditida; Rhabditidae
Source: the annotation of a GenBank genome assembly